GGUAUUGUAGUCCAAAAUACACAGUUCUUCUAGUCAGUUCUUUAAAACCUUGAAAAGCCCAAUACAUCUUGUGCGCAGAACCAGGCAGUGGCAGAUGCAAAAUUUCCUCGCAGGCGAUAUAGUCUACGAUCAACACACUCUCUGCUGCAGCUUGACACCCAGCUGUCUUAUACAAUCAGCUUCAGAAGCGUCAACAACGUGAAAGACGUGCAGACACCUCGCAGUCGCAGCGCGUUGCGAAGUUUCAAGAGCAACUGACCUGCCUUCAUCGAUCAAUGAAGUAAUGCGUGCGAGAAUCUGCAGGGCAGACUGGCGACGGAUCAUAACACAUCGCAGACUUGUAAACACGGGGUCCUUUUAAACACAAACGAAGUGUGUUUUCCUUGAAUGAGCGGCCCUUGGUAACCUGUGAAGGGCACACAUGGCCCACGGUGUAAACAACCACCAGAGCGCUCUGCCCGUGGCCCAGGCCGCCGUGCUGGCUCUGCCACCCUCCAGCCAAGCUAAGGACUUGAGGCCCAGAUGGACAGUGCUGGACUCCCUGCUGUGUGGGGCAUUUGCUGGAGCUGUAGCCAAAACAGUCAUUGCACCUCUGGAUCGGACCAAGAUCAUUUUCCAAGUGUCCUCCAAGAGAUUCUCAGCUAAGGAGGCUUUCAGGCUCAUCUACUGCACGUACAUGAAGGAGGGGCUGCUGGGUCUGUGGAGAGGGAACUCUGCCACCAUGGUGAGGGUCAUUCCCUACGCUGCCCUCCAGUUCUGCUCACAUGACCAGUACAAAAAACUGUUGGGGAGCUACUACGGCUACCAGGGCAAAGCUCUGCCUCCUUUCCCACGGUUCCUGGCUGGCUCUCUGGCCGGCACCACUGCUGCGAUGCUUACUUACCCUUUGGACAUGGCGCGAGCCAGGAUGGCAGUCACAGCCAGAGAAAUGUACAGCAACAUUAUGCAUGUCUUUGUGCGGAUCUCCCAAGAGGAGGGUGUCCGGACCCUUUACAGAGGCUUCACUCCCACUAUCAUGGGUGUCAUCCCAUAUGCAGGGAUCACAUUCUUCACAUAUGAGACCCUGAAGAAGCUACACACAGAAAAAACGAAGCGACCCCAGCCGUACCCCCAUGAGCGCUUGGCUUUUGGUGCCUGCGCAGGCCUGAUCGGACAAUCUGCCUCAUAUCCCCUGGACGUGGUACGUCGGCGCAUGCAGACAGCCGGCGUCACCGGCUCAUCUUACAGCACAAUUCUGGGGACCAUGCGUGAGAUUGUAACACAGGAGGGAGUCGUACGGGGACUGUACAAAGGCUUGAGUAUGAACUGGAUUAAAGGACCCAUUGCUGUGGGGAUGAGCCUCACCACAUUUGACAUCACGCACAGCUUUCUGCUCAAAUUGCAUCAGAUGGGCUACUCUGCUCACUGAAUCAUCGGGGAGCGACCAAAGGACAACAAAGAAGCACAGACUGACGAGAGGGAGAUGGUCACCUCUGUCACAUGGCAAUAAUAAUAAAAAAAAAAGUCUCUGCACUCAGUCGGUGCAGAGCCUUCCUGCUGCACACUCCCGUUCCCUUCAGACAGGAUGUCAGAGGAGGGGAUGAGUGGACAGGAGAUCUGUUAUGCACAAAGAAACACAGUUUCUCACACACUGCACUGAUUCGCUGACAGAGAGGGUGAAGAAGUGUCUUUAUAUCGUUCACACAAUCACAACUUUGUUUUGAAAUCACGUUGCCAUGGGGGUGGCUAAAGUGAUUGGCAGAGGGACUGUGGAUAAAGAAAAGUUUAGUUUUUCGUGUAUAAUGAGGAGCGUUUUGUGUUGUGUUGAUAAGAUCAUGCUUGCACUUUAUUAAACCUGCAACCUUCUUUCAAACUAAUCAUGUACUCUUUACUGAGAGAACUUGUUUUUAAUGAGUUUUAUUGCUUUUAUUUUGGAGGGAAAGUUUAUUUUUAUUUUAAUCGCAUAGUUUUUUUUUUUUUUUUUUGUCCGUUUUUUUUUUUUUUAAUCAUUUCAAAUGGCGUGAUCGUGCAGGGGUAUGAAUUGUGAUGAAAGGGUGAUUAUGCAAUAUGUUUUGUUUUCAUUUUCAAUGUUUUGAUGGUGUUAUGAUGAAUUGAGAUUGAUGGAGCGAAUGAUUGUAGGAGGGUGAUCAUGUCAGCUGGACUGCACAGUUUCAUUGUCCAUCCAGCACUGAGGAGGUGUGAUAUAGUAUUAAAAUGUCUAAUAAGAGGCUAAUCUAAUGUAUGAGAAAUAUAUAUAU
Molecule: messenger RNA, 2237 nt
Organism: Perca flavescens (yellow perch)
Lineage: Eukaryota; Metazoa; Chordata; Actinopteri; Perciformes; Percidae
Product: mitochondrial coenzyme A transporter SLC25A42
Exons: 8
Coding region: 422-1408 (328 amino acids)
Biological process (GO): transmembrane transport
Cellular component (GO): mitochondrial inner membrane
Source: RefSeq, a predicted model, not a curated record